Molecule: messenger RNA, 4246 nt
Organism: Electrophorus electricus (electric eel)
Lineage: Eukaryota; Metazoa; Chordata; Actinopteri; Gymnotiformes; Gymnotidae
Product: choline O-acetyltransferase-like
Biological process (GO): neuromuscular synaptic transmission; acetylcholine biosynthetic process
Cellular component (GO): cytoplasm; neuron projection
Molecular function (GO): choline O-acetyltransferase activity
Source: RefSeq, a predicted model, not a curated record
GUUAGUAUUCCUUCUGAAGGUUAUCCAUGACUCCACUUACAACAGUUUCCAAGUAAACUUUAUACGAAACGGGCUGGGUCGGAGACGCCUAGGACAAUAUAGUCCACAAAUGGGAGGAGUUUGUGCCCGAGGGGCGAAGGGACAGAUACCUUCCGCGCUUUCAUUCAUUUGGAAACAAGUGAAGCUACGAGGGGAGUCGAACGCGUGACAAGAAACAUCCGUACCUGCUCCGUUGCGAAUGGAAAGAGGGACGCACAGGAAUGGCCGUUAAGGAGUGCACGCCUCUGUUUGCUAAACUGAACUUCUGAUCGACUUGGACCGCCGCUCCACAGGCGCGCGAGCAAAGACUCCACCUGUUCGGUUCCAGGCGAGGCGGAUCAAAGAGUGACGAUGCCCGUGCUGGAAAAGGAACCACCAAAAGGCAACGUGCUGCCCAAAGUGCCCAUACCAGAUCUGCAGCAAACCCUUUCCACAUACCUGAGAUGUGUCAAACAUCUGGUCCCUGAGGCCCAGUUCCUGAAGACCAAGGCCAUUGUGGAGAAGUUUGGCAAGCCUGGAGGCACAGGGGAAGUGCUCCAAAAGAAACUCUUGGAAAAGAGAGAGAAGACAGCAAACUGGGUUUAUGACUACUGGCUGGAGGACAUGUACCUGAACAACAGACUUGCACUUGCUGUCAACUCCAGCCCUGCUCUGGUAUUUCAAAAGCAGUCUUUCAGAGACCGUGAAGACUCACUCAGAUUUGCAGCCCAUCUCAUUAUGGGUGUAAUGGAAUACAAAGCCAUGUUGGAUGAGAGGUCCCUCCCUCCAGACUAUGCCCGCGGACAGCAAGCUGGAACUGAGCUCUGCAUGGAGCAGCACUAUCGCCUCUUUACUUCAUACCGGCGUCCCGGACUUAAGCAAGACUCACUGGUCACCCGGAGCAGCACAGGGGCAAACAAAAAGCAUGACCCUGGUCACAUUAUAGUGGCCUGCAAGAAACAGUUCUUUGUCCUGAAUUUGAUGGAGAAAUCCCAGCAGCUGAGCAUGAGAGAUGUGCUGAUCCAGCUGGGAAGGGUCAGUAAAUUGGCUGAGAAUACAGAGGAAAGACUUCCCCCCAUUGGCAUCUUGACCUCAGAUGGCAGGACCGAGUGGGCUCAAGCCAGAGACAUCCUGCUCAAAGAUCCAGUGAACCGUGAGUCUUUGGAAUUGAUUGAGCAGUGUGUUUGCGUGGUGUGUCUGGAUGAGCCCACUGGAGUUGAGCCCACAGACUCCAACAGAGCCUUAUUCAUGCUACACGGAGGCAGCGAGGACAAAAACGGAGCUAACCGCUGGUAUGACAAGUCCAUGCAGUUUGUGGUUGGUGCAGAUGGUGUGUGUGGAGUGGUGUUUGAACACUCAUCAUUUGAGGGGAUAGUUACGGUCCAGUGCGCUGAAUACCUGCUAAAAUACAUGACAGCCAGUCCCAGUAAGCUGAGUAGGAGCUCCAGUGUCAGCGAUCUCCCAGCGCCACAGAGACUGGGCUGGAGAUGCAGCCCUCAGCUGCAGGCCAUGCUGGCCUCCUCUGCAGAACACCUGAACAGGCUGGUGAGAAACCUGGACAUGGAGGUGUUUACAUUCAGAGCUUAUGGCAAAGAGUUCAUCAAGAAGCAGAAGAUGAGUCCUGAUGCAUACAUCCAGGUGGCCCUGCAGGUAGCAUUCUACAGAUGUAAUGGGAGGGCUGUCUCCACCUAUGAGAGUGCCUCCAACCGAUGCUUCAUGGCGGGCCGUGUGGACAAUAUCCGUUCGGCGACCCUGGAGGCACUGUACUUCGUAAAGGCCAUGACAGAUGAGAGAGUCUCUACACAGGAUUCGGAGAAGAUGGAGAGACUGUGGAAAGCUAUAGACGCACAGACUAAUUACACAAAGAUGGCCAUUAUGGGAAUGGGAAUAGACAACCAUUUGCUUGGGCUUCGAGAGAUGGCUAUGGAACUGAAAAUAGAAACCCCAGAAAUGUUCAGUGACAAAACAUACCACCUCAGCAACCAGUUCAUCCUCUCCACUAGUCAGGUGCCUACAACAUUAGACAUGUUCUGCUGUUAUGGCCCAGUGGUUCCCAAUGGCUAUGGAACAUGUUACAACCCUCAGGCUGAGCAUAUCGUCUUCUGCGUAUCCAGUUUCCGUGAGUGUACGGCCACCUCCUCGCUGGUCCUGAUGAGGGCCCUGGAGCAGGCACUCUUAGAUAUGAGUGACUUGUGCCAUAAAUACAACUCUGCUGGUCAAGACCAGGGUGCACAUAAGCCAACCUCAGCCAAGAAGUGAAUUAUAACCAGUGGAACAUGUUAACAGGCUGCUUCCAAAGAGUUUAGGUGCUUCCUUUAGUGUGGUUUGACAUCUGAAAGCUCUGAUGUAAAUGUAUGUUGUUUGUCCUCAUUUUUGCCUCAAGAGUUCUAUAAGAUGGAGUCUAUAUGUCAAUCAGUAACACUGAUCUGAAUUAUGUCCUUUUGCCACUGGGAUAUUAUUUAUCUUUUAAAAUCCAUAUAUACAUUGCCAACCUUCAAAUCAUGCACUACAGAAAUAUAAUGUAUUAAGAUCUCAUUUUAGUCUCAUGUUGUCAGUUUAUAUUUAUAGAGUUACAAGUAGAUUGUCUCAGACUAUAAUAGAUCCUACUCUAGGAGAUUGCAUGUGUGUGAUCUCUGGUCUCUGAUGAUACAUUUAGCUUGUGCAAUGUUUCUUUUUGAAGUGAAAGCCAUGAAGGAAGGGUUGCUUGGUUUGCAUGUCCUGCACCAGAUUAGCAAAUAUAUGGUAUAAUUACUUACACUUGGUCUUUUGUUAACAACAGACCUUUUACUGUUUAAAGAGUAAUGAUAGAAUCAUAAUUAACUAAUGCUAAUAGGUGCUGUAUGAGAGAAAAUGAAGUUGAUAGGGGCCCAUAAAAAUGGCAAUCAAGGUUUUUUUAAUAGCAGGUUGCAUUGUUAUUGUAAAGACAUGGGUACUACCAUGUAGGCAGCAAGUGAGUAAAGGGUACUAGGUAACUUAUGUGCCAUAACCUAUAAGCAAAAUGAGAAACAUUUGGUACAGUUUUAGCAUGCAUGCAUUUCUAAUUGUUUGUUCAAAUUCAUUUAUGUGUGUAUGAAUUUUACUUUAUCAGAAAAUCUGAUGAAAAAUAAAAAAAUGAGAUCUGGUAAAUAUAUUAACACCAUUUCUCCUGCCUCUACCUGUCCCCUAAUCCCACCCCUCCGUCCUAAAAUAUGACAAAGGCGGAAUUGGUGGAUGGGUGGAAUUCAGAGCCUGAGAGAGAACACAAAUCAAGCUUUGCCAAUAUGAUGAAUUACUUGAACUGACAACUACAACAGAUACAAUAAUGAUUUAUGAAUGAAAUGCUGUCAAAAUUGAAAGGCCAUGAUAAGAUGGCAAAAAGGAUAAAGAUUUGCACUUUAAGAAUAAUUUUAGAGGCUAUAAGCAGUACGUAUAUAUAUUUAUGUGUGUUUGUGUUCAAAUACUUUCAGCAUUUCACUGUGAGAAUAAAACUACAGAUAAACUACAGGUUUAUUCUAAUGUAUAGCUAAUCAUGUGGGAGAAUACAAAGUUUGAAUGUUACUCAAUGUGCCAAUAAAAAUAUAGCAAUAAGCGCAAGAAUAAAUCUACACAAUGAAUAUAUGUUCAAUAUGUAUUUCAAAUGUGCUGUGAAUUGAUGAAUUGUAUAUCAGAGUGUAUAAAAACCCAUAUAUAGACUUAUAUAUCAGAUGAGUAAACCUUAAUGUUAAAAAAAUAGGAUUAAAACUGUGCAAUAUGUUCUUUGUUAGCAUAUGCUGUAUUGCACCUUUCAGUGUGAGAUGUGUGGCUAAAAUUAAGCAUGUAGUAAAAACAGUGAUCUCAAGAAUUUUUUAUCUGCUUCUGCAUUAUGUACCAAAUGAUGGUGGAUUUUGCUGCUUUUUACCUUGAACCAAUUUUGCCACCUUGUCUGUUCUUUAAAAGUUUAUCAUGUUAUGAUGUUAUUUUUGAUUAUCCUGCUACUGAAUGUGUUGUGUACAAAUGACAAUAUAGUUUCUAAUGCCACUAAAGUAUAAGAAAUGUUUGAUUGGUUGUUGUCAUGUACCAGUGGUGGUGUAAUAGCUCAUGUCAGUAGGCAGGAAGAAAACAUCUUAUUUUUGUAAAAGCCAGAGUUCUAUCUUUCAUGUAUUUUAAUCAGAGUAUAGAUUAAUUUAUAAAAUUAAGACAUAAUAACAGCUAGAGAGAGAAUAUAUAAAACUAUAUCCUACAAUAAAGCAGUCUAUGAAAACACAUCAAA